This is a messenger RNA of Cucurbita moschata (crookneck pumpkin), 1754 nucleotides long. RefSeq names its product transcription factor bHLH48-like. The transcript is spliced from 7 exons. Gene Ontology annotation, molecular function: protein dimerization activity; DNA-binding transcription factor activity. Bases 358 to 1497 code for a protein of 379 amino acids. Lineage: Eukaryota; Viridiplantae; Streptophyta; Magnoliopsida; Cucurbitales; Cucurbitaceae. Gene Ontology annotation, biological process: regulation of DNA-templated transcription. Gene Ontology annotation, cellular component: nucleus. The record is from RefSeq and is a predicted model, not a curated record.
GGAAGAACUGUAGAGGGUAAAAUCCGUAGAAACCAUUUUCUCUCUGCUUCUUUUUCUCUCAUCUUUGUAAACAAAACUCCGUUUUGCGUAUAAUUAUGCACUCCAAGUUGAACGGUACCAUCAAGCAACGUUGCUUUCGCCAUACUUCAAAUGGGUUCCAGAAGUAAUCUCGACUGAUUAUUAAGAGGAAGAAGAAGGUAGAUUGGCUGCCAUUGAAGAUAGUUUCCUUUUCCUUCAUUCCCCUCCAUUUCCCCUCUGAUUGAUCGAUUAGCUCUGUAAUCCCACAUUUGAGGAGCUGGGUUUUGCUCCGAAUUUGGUGAAGGUGAAGGGGAAUUUGUGAAGUUGUUGUUACUGUAAAUGGAGAUUGAAGUGGGGACUGUUGGUGGAUCCAGUCCCAUCGGGCGUCAGUUCAAUUACACUGGACUUGAAUCGCAUCAAUUCUGUGAAGAAAUUCAGGGGUUGAUGACGAUUCCGUCGGAAAAUGCUAGCUCCUUCACCGCGCUUCUUGAACUUCCGGCAACGCAGGCUUUAGAGCUUCUCCACUCGCCGGAUUCCGCGGAGGUUAAGAAGGAUGAUUCCGUUCACUACCGUGUCAAAGACGUUCCGAAACCCUACUUCAGUGCCUUAAAUUGCAAUUUGACCUUCCCGACGAACUCGCCUCUAAACGAACACGACGCCAAAUUCUCUGUCGUGGCUGAAGAACACUCGCCGGAGACGACGAGUUCAGUGCCGUUGAAUUCGAGCGUCAGUUUGGAGAAAGUGAAGAACGAGCCCACCAUUGAAACCGAUUCGAACCCUAAUCACUUGUAUCCGAAAAUCUCCGACCCGACGGUGGAGAACAACACGAAUCAGAGAUCGGUGAAGAGGAAGGAGCGCGAGAAAAAGGGAAAAGGGUCAUCAAAGAAGAGCAAGAACGAGAGCCAGGAAGAUGCAGAGAAGCUCCCGUACGUUCAUGUCCGAGCCGGCCGUGGUCAAGCGACAGACAAACAUAGCCUAGCAGAGCGAGCAAGGAGAGAGAAAAUCAAUGCUCGGAUGAAGCUACUUCAAGAACUGGUCCCUGGAUGCAAUAAGAUCUCAGGUACAGCUCUAGUGUUGGAUGAAAUCAUCAACCAUGUACAAUCGCUGCAGCGUCAAGUGGAGUUCUUGUCAAUGAGGCUUGCAGCCGUUAACCCCAGAGUUGAUUUCAACAUUGAUAGCAUAUUGGCUGCAGAAAACGAACCCGUACACGAAAGCAACCUUCCAACCAUGGUUACGCCAUUGAUGUGGUCAGAAAUCUCCCCAAGUGGAAGCAGACAACAAUAUCAACAGCAAUGGCAUUUUGAUGCAGCAGUAGUUAACCAGCUAGCCGGGGCGAGGGACGAGCAUAACCUUCAUACUUUCAGCACUCCUGAAAACUCUCUUUUAAGUUACGACUCUUCAGCAAAUUCAGCAACCGUACGCUCAAAAUCAGUUGAAGAUGGAGGCGCGAAGGCAGCAUUAUAUUUUAGUUGUAGGUAGCAGCAGUGUAUAUAGGGGGAAAUAUAUUAAUAGUGAUAGGAGUAAGCAGAGAAGUAGAGAAUCUGCCUCCACGUUCAACUGGGUGUUCAAGGGGAAGAAGACGACGAAGAAGACGACGAAGAAGACGAAGCCGGGAGGAAUUUGAUUUGGUAUCUAAAUUUUUAAUGUGUAUACUAAUUUGGAGGCUGCUUUGAUUGAAGCCAAUACUCAAGACUGUCAGACUAAAAUUCUACUGAUUGUUAUUGCUACUCUUUCUC